GGAGGAAAACGCAAAGGGAAGAGCAAGAAGUGGAAGGAAAUCCUGAAGUUCCCUCACAUUAGCCAGUGUGAAGACCUCCGAAGGACCAUAGGACCAUCGAGAGGGAAGAGCUUGGAAGAGAGAGAACUAUUGAAGAUAAAAAACAACAAAAUGGGACCACAGCCCUUCUGUGUGCCAGCAGGCUCAGCCCAAGCCACCACUGAUCCCUGUUCCCGCAGUUUUCAACACAGUCUGUGGGCGAUUUGUCUUCUCAUGUGGGAACCCCUCUCAAAACUGACAAAAGGAGAAAGGCUUUGCUUUACCAAAAUUUGGUCUGCCAGCCCCCGCUCAGUGCUGGGCUGUCUCAUGUACCGCUAUGGCAUUGUCAAAGAAGACCUAGCCCCGGGACAGGGAGCUUCCACACCCACAGAAAACAGCACGUGGGGGAGGCGAGGCUAGAGAAGGAAACCUUCUUAACAACCAGUGACGUGUGAAAGGGGCUGGGGGCCAACCAGAGCCUGGAGUCCAGGCGGAGUGAAGUGAUGCCAAAUGCCUCGCCCUAUCCAAGAAAGAGAUUACUGCAGUUUAUGUGACAAGCAGCCAAUUGGGAGGCUGCUUUUCCGGCAGUUCUGUGAAACCAGACCUGGGCUGGAGUGUUACAUUCAGUUCCUGGACUCAGUGGCAGAAUAUGAAGUUACUCCAGAUGAAAAACUGGGAGAAAAAGGGAAGGAAAUUAUGACCAAGUACCUCACCCCAAAGGGGCUGCCUGCUCCUGUUCACAGUGGCCUGAAGGGCUCUGCUCAGUGCACUGUGGUGCCCAGGAAAACACCUCUGCAGCCUCCAUCUCUUGUUGCCCUACAAGGUGCAUUCUGGUUAACACAGAGCGCAGGAGCUCCCUGGAUCCCCAGAACCUGUGGCUCCUCAGUUUUCAUUGCGCAAGUCGGCCAGGACCUGGUCUCCCAGGCAGAGGAGAAGCUCCUUCAGAGGCCCUGCAAAGAACUCUUUUCUGCUUGUGCGCAGUCCGUCCACGACUAUCUGAGGGGAGAGCCUUUCCACGAGUACCUGGACAGCAUGUAUUUUGAUCGCUUUCUCCAGUGGAAGUGGUUGGAACGGCAACCGGUAACCAAAAACACUUUCAGGCAGUACCGAGUACUAGGAAAAGGGGGCUUUGGGGAGGUCUGCGCCUGCCAGGUUCGGGCCACGGGCAAAAUGUACGCGUGCAAGCGCUUGGAGAAGAAGAGGAUCAAAAAGAGGAAGGGGGAGUCCAUGGCCCUCAAUGAGAAGCAGAUCCUAGAGAAGGUCAACAGUCAGUUUGUGGUCAACCUGGCCUAUGCCUACGAGACCAAGGACGCCCUGUGCUUGGUUCUGACCAUCAUGAACGGGGGCGACCUGAAGUUCCACAUCUACAACAUGGGUAACCCCGGCUUCGAUGAGGAGCGGGCCUUGUUCUACGCGGCGGAGAUCCUGUGCGGCUUGGAGGACCUGCACCGCGAGAACACCAUCUACAGAGAUUUGAAACCUGAAAACAUCCUGCUGGACGAUUAUGGCCACAUUAGGAUCUCAGACCUGGGUCUGGCCGUGAAGAUCCCCGAGGGAGACCUGAUUCGAGGCCGCGUGGGCACCGUCGGCUACAUGGCUCCGGAGGUCCUGAACAACCAGAGGUAUGGCCUGAGCCCCGACUACUGGGGUCUGGGCUGCCUCAUCUACGAGAUGAUUGAGGGCCAGUCGCCAUUCCGCGGCCGCAAGGAGAAGGUGAAGAGGGAAGAGGUGGACCGCCGCGUCCUGGAGACCGAGGAGGUGUACUCCCGCAAGUUCUCCGACGAGGCCAAGUCCAUCUGCAAAAUGCUGCUCACCAAAGAUGCAAAACAGAGGCUGGGCUGCCAGGAGGAGGGGGCCGCGGAGGUUAAGAGGCACCCCUUCUUCAGGAACAUGAACUUCAAGCGCUUAGAAGCCGGGAUGUUGGACCCUCCCUUUGUUCCAGACCCCCGAGCCGUGUACUGCAAGGACGUGCUGGACAUCGAGCAGUUCUCCACCGUGAAGGGCGUCAACCUGGACCACACGGAUGACGACUUCUACUCCAAGUUCUCCACGGGCUCCGUGUCCAUCCCGUGGCAGAGCGAGAUGAUAGAAACAGAAUGCUUUAAGGAGCUGAACGUGUUCGGACCUAAUGGUACCCUCUCACCGGACCUGAACAGAAGUCACCCUCCAGAACCGCCAAAGAAAGGGCUGCUCCAGAGAAUCUUCAAGCGUCAGCAUCAGAACAAUUCCAAGACUUCGCCCAAUUCCAAGACGAGUUUUAACCACCACAUAAAUUCAAACCAUGUCAGUUCAAACUCCACCGGAAGCAGCUAGUUGCGGCUCUGGCCUUGACAUCCAUGGUGGGACCAGCCCAGACCCUUCUCGUUAGAAGCGGAACUUGGGAGCGGUGGGGUUUCGCUCCAGCUGGAAGCACGGGAGCCUCCAGGAGCCGGGGAAGGAGGCCAUUGACCCCCUCGACGCAGAGCCUCUGGUUUCCCCAGAGCUUUCCACUCAGGUCUGUUUCCAGAGGCGGCCCUCAAGCCAGGGUGGAUCGGAUUGGUCUCUGCCGAACAUUGCAAUAGGAAUCCAAUCGGAUGCCACAACUUGCACGUAUUUUAAUAGCGUCAUAACUAGAACUGAAUUUUGUCUUUAUUAUUUUUAAAGAAAAGUUUUGUAAAUUUCUCUAUUGUCUCAGUUUACAUUUUGUAUAUUUGUAUUUAAAUGAGAGUCAGACUUCGAGGGUGUAUAUUUUCUGUGCAGCCACUGUUAAGCCAUGUGUUGUAGACAUUUUAGAGGGGGAGGGGGGAUUUACAAAAAAAAAAAUGUGACUCAAGACUUCCAGAGCCUCAAAUGAGAAAAUGUUUUUAUUAAAUGUAGAAAAUGAUUCACGUUUCACCUGGAAA
Equus caballus (horse) is the source of this 2900-nucleotide messenger RNA. NCBI's taxonomy places the organism in Eukaryota, Metazoa, Chordata, Mammalia, Perissodactyla, Equidae. The record is from RefSeq and is a predicted model, not a curated record.